AUGGUUUCCGUCGUCGAGAAUGGAGUGUCAGAACAGAUCCAGAGAGCCUUGGACGCGCUCCGGGCCGGCCAGUGCGUCGCCAUUCUUGACGACGAGAGUCGCGAGGCUGAGACGGAUCUGUUCUUCCCCGCAUCCUCUGUACAACCCGCGGACUUGCGACGCCUGCGCAUCGACGCUGGCGGCGAAUUGUACAUAGCAGUGGGCCACGAAGUCGCCGAGACGUUCGGGAUCCCCUACAUUUCGAACGCGUUAGAAGCCGCCGCCGAUCCAAAAGCCUCACCCUCAAAUACCGGAUCUGCGAACUGCAAUGGCGUGGGCGACAAAGCGGCGAAGGGGUUUCCUGUGCUGAAAUAUCUAGGCAAGGGGGUGGACGGCAUGUGCCAAGGCUCCUGUUCCGUCGGGCUGUCUCUAGAUCACCGCUCCACGGACACGGGCGCUCCGGACUCAGAGCGCAGUCUCACGUGUCGGCGACUGGCGCUGCUGUGGGAGGAGAUCCGCGCGGAGCGCGCGAAUUCUUCCGGAGAAGCGGGGAAAAGUGAAGCUGAGGGGCAAGCGGAGCAGGAGGACGCAAUGCGGCGGCUGGGAAAGGAGUUCCACACGCCAGGGCACAUCUUCCUGUGCAUCGAAAACCCGGAGGGCCUCCGCAGAAGGCGCGGGCACACGGAGCUCUCGGUGGCUCUGGCGAAACUCGCGGGGAUCACGCCCGUCAUGGUUGGCUGUGUCAUGCUGAGCAACAGCGGUGAUGACUAUGGGGCCCUCCCUGCUGCUUCAGCCCGCCAAUGGGCUGCUGCCAACUCAGUUCCUUCCAUGGCGGCCACAGCGAUGGCUGGUCUGCAUUCGACCGCCUCGCUCUCUCUCCCGCGCCACCACGGCUUGCGCUCUGCGUCGUCUCCGUCAGGAAGCGCAAAGCUACAGCUAUUCGCGCGCCCGUCAUGCCGCGCUCUGCGCGGAAUCCGGGCCUCCGCGGAGGCUCAGUUCCCGCAGGGAAGCAGCGGGAGUAGACAAACAGAGGAGUCGGCCACCGCGGAGGUCUCAGAAACGUCAUGCACGCGGCGAUCCGCGCUUCUCGCAGGUUUGGUUGCGACAGCGUGCGGGGAAGCCGCGGCUCAGCUGCUCGCUUCCCCGCCUUCUGCAGCAGCAGCAGAAGCAGAAGCAGCCAUUGCCGUUAAUUCCCAAACCGGAGUUUUUUCCAAGCAGCCUGACGUGAUCAAUGCAUGCGUUUACGAGUACCCGUUAAAGAUUGCGGGUCCCGUCGGUGACAUUGUUUGGAUCGAGACGCGCAAGCCAGAGCGCUACUCUUCCGCCGCGCCGCUCUCUCCGGACGCGCGCCUGCGCAUCGUGUCGGAGCGCCUCGUCCCACUUCGCUCCCUCGUCAUCAGCGUCUCCGUCUCCCCGCCGAAUGCGGCGUUCCUCCCGUCGCCGCCGCCGCCGCCGGCGGCGGAUCUCGAGACCGCCAAGGCCUCUGGCUGGACGGCCGUGAAUGUCGCUCGGUCAGUCCUCGCCGAUCGCACGUCCCCGCGCAUGACGUCGAUCCAACGGCUACAGGAAACGAUCCUCGGCGACGUGUACGAGGAGCUCCGCACCGCGGAAGGCGCCUCGGAGCCUCUUAAGUACUACCUCUUCGAGUACGUGAACCAGAAGUCGCCGACUAUGCUGACGGGGCGCGAGAAGGACGUUUUCCGUCGGUCGCUAGCGGUGGCGGCGGAGCGCGAGGGGUACAUUUACUGCCUGACGGUGUCCACGGUGGAUUCGGAGUGGCCGCAGCUGGAGGAAGCUUUAAGGACGACUAUUGAUUCGUUUAGACUGACGGCUCCCACGGGAGAUUACGUGCCGCCGUGGAAGGACCCCUGGUGGUUCUGGUAA
Closterium sp. Naga37s-1 is the source of this 1863-nucleotide messenger RNA. The record is from the annotation of a GenBank genome assembly. NCBI's taxonomy places the organism in Eukaryota, Viridiplantae, Streptophyta, Zygnematophyceae, Desmidiales, Closteriaceae.